Dendrobium catenatum is the source of this 1170-nucleotide messenger RNA. RefSeq names its product putative methyltransferase DDB_G0268948. The coding region runs from base 18 to 893 and encodes 291 amino acids. The transcript has a single exon. Gene Ontology annotation, molecular function: S-adenosylmethionine-dependent methyltransferase activity. NCBI's taxonomy places the organism in Eukaryota, Viridiplantae, Streptophyta, Magnoliopsida, Asparagales, Orchidaceae. The record is from RefSeq and is a predicted model, not a curated record.
AAUCAAGACUUUGCUACAUGGCCUCCGAUGGCUCCCAACCAAUUUUCGUUUGCUCUAUAAUCCGAGCAAGAAAGCAGAAAAUGUCCGACCUCUACCGUAACGCCGAUCAAGUCAAGUUCUACGCCUCGACCCGCCCGACCUACCCACCUGAGCUCUUCCACUUUGUCGCCUCAAAAGCUCCGAGCCGCCAACUUGCCUGGGACGCCGGCACGGGGAGCGGACAAGCAGCCGUUUCUCUCUCCUCUCUCUUCGACUCCGUCGUCGCAACCGACUCCAGCCCUGAGCAGAUCUCCCAAGCACCAACCCACCAUUCGAACAUCCGCUUCGUCGUCACACCGCCUUCGCUUUCCCUCGCCGAUCUCCACCGCCUCGUGGCACCACCUGGCUCCGUCGACCUCAUAACCGUCGCUACGGCUCUGCACUGGUUUGAUAUCCCGGCCUUCUUCGAACAGGCACGAUCGGUCCUCCGCCGCCCCGGAGGAGUGUUAGCCGCGUGGUGCUAUGACAGUAUCGUGCUCUGCGACGGGGGAAGGGUGGAGGAAAUCUAUCGGAGAUUGAUGGAAGCGACGUGGCCGUACGUGGUUGAGGAUAUCAGGGCGAUUGCUCAUGGGGGAUAUGCCGGGGUGGAGUUUCCGUUCGAGGCGGUGGAAGGGGUGGAGGAAGGGACGGCACCGGUGAGAAGAUUUGCUGUGGAGAAGGAGAUGGGGGUGGAGGGACUGAUUUCUUUCUUGAAGUCUGGGACGGGGUAUCAGAGGGCGAGAGCGGCGGGGGUGGAGUUGGUUACGGAGGAGGUGUUAGAUGAGAUGAAGAAGGCUUGUGAGGAGGAUGGAGAGGAGGUAAAGAAGGUGAAGUUUCCGAUUAGCCUUCGAAUUGGAAGGAUGGGAUCGAGAUAGCCAGUAUAGUAAUUAAGCCAGAGAUAUUGGGGAUUCAUGGAUCUGCGAGGAGAUGAGAGAUUUAACAUAUUUUUCUUCAGUUUUGCUGGGGAAUUCUUCGUUGUCCUGUGCAGUUCAUAGCUCCUGUGUUUUAAGUUUGUGUUUAGCGUGUAGUUAAUACGUGUUUUUAUGGUGGUUUUGAUUGCAAAUUUUGCAAUUCAUCCGCUUCCUUCAUGUUGCAGUGGUGCUCUGGAGGGUAAUAAAUUUGCUGUUAUGGCUGUUAAGGUCCAUUUGAUGA